Candidula unifasciata is the source of this 711-nucleotide messenger RNA. The record is from the annotation of a GenBank genome assembly. Lineage: Eukaryota; Metazoa; Mollusca; Gastropoda; Stylommatophora; Geomitridae.
AUGGCGCAGAGUCCAGCAGGUAGCGCUAUAAAAGCUCUUCAACUUGAACUCAAGAAGAUCCAGGCAGAACCUGUAGAAGGAUUUCGUGUGAAACUAGUGAACGAUGACAAUCUGUUUGAGUGGGAAGUGGCGAUUUUUGGACCACCAGGAACUCUAUACGAGGGUGGUUACUUUAAGGCUCACAUGAAAUUUCCUCCAGAUUACCCCUACUCACCUCCCAGUGUGCGGUUCAUUUCUAAAAUGUGGCAUCCAAAUGUAUAUGAGAAUGGAGAAGUGUGUAUUUCCAUCUUACACCCCCCAGUUGAUGAUCCACAAAGUGGAGAACUUCCUUCAGAGAGAUGGAACCCGACACAAACAGUCAGAACAAUUUUACUCAGUGUGAUUUCAUUGCUGAAUGAGCCAAAUACCUUUUCACCUGCUAAUGUUGAUGCCUCAGUAAUGUUCAGGAAAUGGAAGGAAUCCAAAGGAAAGGAAAAAGAAUAUGAAAAUAUCAUUAGAAAACAAGUUCAGGCUACAAAAGAAGAUGCAGAAAGAGACCAAGUUAGAGUACCCACCACAUUACAGGAAUACUGUGUCUCAUCCAUACCAACUCAUGAUAACCAAGUGGAUGCAGACUUUUAUGAUGACACAUAUGUGGACGAUCUCGAUGAUGAAGAGGAGGAUAUGUACCAUGAAGAUGAUGAAGAGGAUUCAGGCAAUGAAGAGUCUUGA